Molecule: messenger RNA, 1729 nt
Organism: Vespula vulgaris
Lineage: Eukaryota; Metazoa; Arthropoda; Insecta; Hymenoptera; Vespidae
Gene: cGlr1
Product: cyclic GMP-AMP synthase-like receptor
Exons: 11
Coding region: 367-1578 (403 amino acids)
Source: RefSeq, a predicted model, not a curated record
UUUAUAGUAUAAAAGCAUCAGAAGUGUUAAAGAAAUAUUACUUGUGAAAAUAUCGCAAAAUUUCAUAAAGUGUAUUAUUCAGUAUAUAUAGAGAAAUCUUUAAAAUAUAAUAUAAAAAAUAAUUAAAUAUAAUUAAAAUAUAAUUUAUAUUUUAAUCAUAACUUAUAUAAUACUCGUGUAUGGAGUUAAGAUAGUAGACGAAUUAUAAAUAAUAAGAGUGCUUAUACCUACAUUUAUGUUUACACCAAAAAUAAAAAAGAUUAACGUAAUACAAUAGUAAAUGCAAUAAUAUAACUCUUUACUAAAAAAUUUGAAAUCUAACAAAAACAUUUUAUUCAUAUAUCUAUUGUAAUAAUAAUAAUCCCAAUGGAGGCCCAUAAUAAAGAUAAAUAUUUUAAGAGUGAUAAAAUAUUAAAUGCUAUAAACAAACUAUUCGUAUCUUUGCAAGACUAUGAAAAAAAAGAAAUUAACCAGAAUUUACACCAGGUCAUAGAUGAAAUAAUUGAAAAAAUGAAAGAAGACACUUUUUUUAAAAAAGUAUUUCAAAGAAAAUUAUUUGGAGGUAGUUUCUAUAAAGGUACAAAAAUUGGUGUACCUGAAGAAUUUGAUAUAGAUAUAAUAAUUAAACUACCUAUUAAUUAUGAAGAUAUAAAAAUAUCUAUAUGUGAGCACAAAGGUUUUAUCAAUAUACACUCUGGUUUAAAUCCAAACAACUUAAUUAAUCCGAAAAUGGAUAGAGAAGUGCUUAAAUUACUUGAUAAUUCGAUGUAUAUUGAUCAAAAUAAAUUUCGUAGUUGGAUGGAAAGCAUUGUAACUAUAACUAUACAUAAUUUACCAAAGAAAGGCAAUAAAUAUUUAUUAAAAAUAAAUAAUACUGAAUAUAUGAUAAGAGUAAUCAAGAGUGGCCCAGCAUUUACAUUUGAAAUAGAAUUUAUGAAUGGCAAAAAAAUUAACGUUGAUUUAGUACCAGUGUUAGAAUUUUCAAAAAAUAUACCACACAUGAGUAAUUUAUCAGAAUUUAAAAUACUUAAAAAACAAAAUUGGUUUGCUAUACCAAAGCCUAUUACAAUUAAUAAACAAAAACAUAUCUGUUGGAGAACAUGUUUUUAUGAACAAGAAAAAGAAAUUCUAUCUAAAAAUGGACAAAUUAAACAAAUAAUAAGAUUGAUGAAAAAAUUAAGAGAUACCAAAAAUUGGAAUAAUAUUGCUAGCUACUAUAUAGAAACAAUUGCUUUAAACUUAUUACAAAAGGACUCAUUGUUUGGGAAAGGAUCAUGUACACUUUCGUUUAUGAAGAUGUUACGUUCCAUGCAUUCUACUCUAAUUCAUCAGUGCUUACCUUAUUACUGGAACAAUGAUUUUAAUCUAUUAUACAAACUCAAUUUAAUAGAAAUAAGAAAUAUUUCAAAUCAAUUGCGGAGAAUCAUUGAACACAUUGAUAGAUCAAUAGAGAAUGAUCCAUAUAUCAUUGCUAAGUGUAUCUUAAAUGAAGAAGAAUAUAAUCAAUUAUAUUUUGAACUAAAUAAGCCACCUUCAGAAACAGAAAACAAUGAGAAUAGUAUCUGCAUGAUAAUUUAAUGAUGAUAUUUAAUAUGAAAUUUCUCUCAUCAAACGAGUUUUUAAAAAAUUACAAGUUAUAUUCAAUUAUAUAUAUAAUAUAUAAUAUUAUUUUUUAUUUUAUAGUAUAUAGUUUUUAUAGUAUUUUAUAUGAAAGAGCAAGAAUUAUAUA